AGUGGUCCCCUGGUGAUGGCAUCUGACAGUGACGUGAAGAUGCUGCUGAACUUUGUGAACCUGGCAUCCAGCGACAUCAAGGCGGCCCUGGACAAGUCUGCACCCUGCCGCCGCUCGGUGGACCACCGCAAGUACCUGCAGAAGCAGCUCAAACGCUUCUCCCAGAAGUAUUCCCGGCUCCCGCGGGGCCUCCCCGGCAGAGGGGCCGAGCCUCACCUGAAAAGGGGGUCCGAGGACCGGCCUGGGAGGCUGCCCCUUGAUUCUGGCCACAGUUCCAGCCCCAGCGGGGGUGGGUGCUGCAAGGAGAAGGCGUUGGGGAACCCCUACAGGGAGGAAUGUCUCUCUAAGGAGCAGACCCUACACGGGCCGGAUCCAGAAGCUGCCAGGCCUGGCCAGGUGCCCAUGAGGAAAAGACAGCUGCCCGCUUCCUUCUGGGAAGAGCCACGGCCCACCCACAGCUACCCCGUGGGGUUGGAGGGGGGACUGGGCCCCAGGGAGGGACCUCCCUAUGAGGGUAAGAAACACCGCAAGGGCUUGGAGCCCCUGGGGCCCGAGACAGCCCCAGUGCCCGCAUCCCCAAGGGCACCCGCUGAAAAGGAGCCACUCAAGAUGCCUGGGGUCUCCCUGGUGGGCCGUGUCAAUGCCUGGAGCUGCUGCCCCUUCCAGUACCAUGGACAGCCCGUCUACCCAGGCCCUCCGGGGGCCUUGCCUCAGAGCCCACUCCCCAGCCUGGGCCUCUGGCGGAAAAGCUCGGCUUCCCCCGGCGAGCUGGCCCACUUCUGCAAGGAUGUGGAAGGCCCCGGGCAGAAAGUGUACAGACCCGUGGUUCUGAAGCCUAUCCCCACCAAGCCGGCCAUGCCCCCGCCCAUCUUCAAUGUCUUUGGCUACCUCUAG
Messenger RNA from Eubalaena glacialis (North Atlantic right whale), 894 nucleotides. It is a transcript of the gene FAM181A, whose product is annotated as family with sequence similarity 181 member A. The transcript has a single exon. NCBI's taxonomy places the organism in Eukaryota, Metazoa, Chordata, Mammalia, Artiodactyla, Balaenidae. The record is from RefSeq and is a predicted model, not a curated record. The coding region runs from base 16 to 894 and encodes 292 amino acids.